Populus euphratica (Euphrates poplar) is the source of this 1229-nucleotide messenger RNA. Its product is annotated as carboxyvinyl-carboxyphosphonate phosphorylmutase, chloroplastic. The record is from RefSeq and is a predicted model, not a curated record. Gene Ontology annotation, molecular function: electron transfer activity; catalytic activity. Lineage: Eukaryota; Viridiplantae; Streptophyta; Magnoliopsida; Malpighiales; Salicaceae.
AUCUGUUCAUCGUCUCUCUCUAAAUUUAAAAUGUCGAUGACGCCAAUGGCUACUAAAACUGCACUCCCGAACCAUUCGGCAUGACGGUCAAACUCAAAGUCAAAGGCAAACUUAAAGUACUCUGGGUAUCCAACGGUGAGAAUGCAGAGAAAGAAGACGACGACGACGACGAGGAUAUACCGUCUGAUUGAAAACGAAGACGAUACCGGAUUCAUUGCCGGUUUUAUUUCGGGUUAUCCUCUCUCUGCUUCUCUACUCGGCAAACCCGACUUUGACCUCCUGACGCCACCGGAAAUGGCUGCUACGGCUAGGACGGUUUGUGCGCCGGCUCCGCUCAUACCCAUCAUAGCUGAUGCUGACACUAGUGGUGGCUAUGCUCUCAAUGUUCAGAGGACUGUCAAAGACUUGAUUGCAGCUGGUGCAGCUGGAUGCUUUCUAGAGGAUCAAGCAUGGCCAAAGAAGUGUGGGCAUGUGCGUGGCAAACAGGUUAUACCUGCAGAAGAGCAUGCUGCCAAAAUAGCAUCUGCCAGAGAUGCUGCUGGGGAUUCUGAUUUCUUCCUUGUGGCUAGGACUGAUGCACGUGCAUCAGCAAAACCUGGUCACUCAGAUGCCAUUUCAAGGGCUAAUCUAUACAUGGAGGGAAGGGGCAGUGCAGAUCUAGUGAUGGUUAAUGUGGCUGCACUCCUGUGCUUAAUGGUUCUCACUGGGCACGUUCACGCAGCAACUUACAUAGUCGGCGGCUCUGGUGGUUGGACCCUUAAUAUGGAUAGUUGGCCGAAAGGCAAGCGCUUUAAAGCUGGUGACACCCUAGUAUUCACUUAUGAUCCAACGAUCCACAAUGUGGUGGCCGUGAACAGAGGAGGGUACAGCAGUUGCAUCACUCCAGCGGGUGCAAAAGUUUAUAAAUCAGGAAAAGAUCUGAUAAAAUUAUCAAAGGGACAAAACUUAUUCAUUUGCAAUGUUGCAGGACACUGUGAAUCUGGGAUGAAGAUUGCUGUUAAUGCUGCUUGAACCUUUGGCUUAAGGUUAUCUUUCUUGUAAUAUAUACCUGUAUUAGUAGAUUGUGCCACGUGUUCAUGUGAGGCUAGCGUUUUCUAGAGUGAUGAUGGGACUGGAAAUAAAACCUUGAUGUUUGUUGUCCUGGAAAAAUCUCGAGUGCUGUCAAACCUUGUUCAAGGUGGAGUCGCCAUCACCAAUGUUCAAGAUUUAAACACAAUUUAUUUGGACUA